Molecule: messenger RNA, 1821 nt
Organism: Helobdella robusta
Lineage: Eukaryota; Metazoa; Annelida; Clitellata; Rhynchobdellida; Glossiphoniidae
Exons: 12
Coding region: 1-1821 (606 amino acids)
Biological process (GO): mitochondrion organization; chemical synaptic transmission; cilium assembly
Cellular component (GO): ciliary transition fiber; centriole
Source: RefSeq, a predicted model, not a curated record
AUGGCAGUUGAUAAAUAUUAUGGUGGAACAACUCUUCCACAAAUCUUUCCUGAAUUACCUAAACCCAUAUCUCCUGAUGACACAGACUCCAGUUUAAUUGAGUAUCAAAAUGCCAGGCCUUCAGAACCUUAUACAGGAGAAUUGAUAAUAACCCAGACAAGGACUCAUGAGAAAUCUACAUCGGCAACAUUUGCAUCUCCACCCCACCACGACAUCGAUGACAUUUUGGAAAAAAAUAACAAAAAUAUCAAAUCAAAUUUUAACGAUCAGAUAAAUAAUAAAUUCAAUGAUGCUCUAGAGAGUAAUUUGAAUAAAGAUAAAAAUUUUAAAAGUGAUAAUCUCCAUGAAGAUGACGUGAUUGUGCCAAAAUCUUUAUCAUCAUCAUUCAAACAACCAGUUCACGAAACUGAUGUUGAUGAUAACAAAUUUGAUAAAGUGCUAAACGAAACUAAUGGUAAUGUUAUAAAUGAUGAGGAUGGCAUCAAUGAUCUAGUGAAUAAAAAUAUCACAAAAAAUUAUGAUACCAAUUUGAAAAAAAAAAGCCUUCCUGCCAAAAAAGUGCAUUAUGACGACGACGAUGAUGAAGAUGGGAAAAUGACAUUAAAAUCGGAUUCAAGUAGAGAUGAUGAAAUAAAGAAAUUGAAGUUUCUAAUCCACAAACUAAACGUCCAACUCGAUCGAUACCAAAGAAAGUACACACCGAUGCAUUCAAAUAAAAAUUAUGGUGAAGGCGACCAUUGUGCUGGUGACUCUGUAGAUAUUAAUGAUGGUGAUGGGUUGCCUCUGAAAGGCCCAAAACCAAAAUGGCUGAUAAACACAAAACAGCUAGUGCCAUUGUUACUAGCUUAUGAUGAACAGCUGAAGGAGAAAGAUGACAUCAUCAACCGUCAUAAGGAAGAACUGAACUCAUUUAGAGCUGAUCUAGGAGAAAUCAUAACAGAGAAUGAAAGAUUGCACAUUCAGAUUGAGCAGUCUAACAAUGCCGAUGAGAAUAUUUCCAUGAAUCAACAGAAAGAAUUAAGAAAGCAGUGCUCUUUGGUCUUGGAGGAGAAUGAGCUGCUGCUGAUGCAGUUGAGUCUUCUAAAGCAGAAGGAACAAAAAAUUAUCGCUGAAGCUAAUGAAAAGAUUUUAGAUUUGAAGAGCAAGCUAUCGUCGUCAUCGAAGGCACAAGAGACAUUAUCACAUGAUAACAAACAGUUAUUGAAGAAGUUGACAGAGCUGAGUAAGAAAUAUGAUGAUGUCGUCACUACGUAUGUAUCACAUAAUGAGCAUAUUGAAACUAUCAGAAUAGUUAAAGAAAAAACAAAAUCAGUGUUGAAAUCGAUGAGACUACAUGACAGGAAACGAUUCGACAAUCAAAAUAAAUUUAAAAAUUUGCUCGUCGAUCUACUAAACACCGCCCAACUAACUGCAUUGGAGCGUGACAAGUUCAAAGUUCUGGUGAAAGAUUAUGUUGAUAAUGAGCAUGCUUUGAAGGAUGUGAUGGACAGCCAAAUUAAUUCGCUUAAAAAGGCGAAAAGUAAUUUGAAAGAGAACCUCUUGAAGAAAAAAAGAACGUUCGAUAAAGUUAGUAGGAAGAUCAAAAAUAAAAACGAACAAUUAAAAACCGAAAAUUCAAGAUAUGAGAGAGAGGUUGAGGACUUGAAAAAAUUAUUGAAUGAAAAAAAUCAUUUCAUUGAGAACACUUUAGAGCAAAAUCGAAACAUCUCGAAAGAAAUUGAAAUAAUUUCUAAUAUGGCAUGGCAAGACAACGACGACUUCAAACGAAUAAUUUCAGAAUACCAAACAGACAUCAGAACAACAGCCAACAUUGAGAUCUGA